AUUACUCCUGACUCCUAGCCUGAGUUCGGCCACCGCCCUCGGCCGGAAGCUGAGGGGCGGGCCCAGGAUGCGAGACCCGGCCUCGCCUCCUAUCUCCUCCUAUUAAUUCCUCGCGGCCCGGGCAACCCCAGGAAUCUCUCGUGGCUAACUCCGUGCAGCGCCGGGCUUGUGGCUUAGUGGUCCCGGGACGGCCUGCGGCUGCGAGGACCUGAAGCCAUCGUCCAGCCCAACAUCGCUGUACACCUGGGGAGUCCGAGACCCAGUGAGAGCAGUGCGGCCCGAGGUGGCCCAGCCCGCAGCAGGACCAAGGCCAGUUGCAGGUCUCCUGACUCCCAGCUUGGUGUCCCGCGUCUUCGUGGACUUUAGAAACCUCAAAUGGCCAAACUACUACAACAUCCACCCAAGUUCUUGCCCUCAGAGUGGCACAUUGCUAACAAGAACCAAUACCACAGAGCAGAGGCCCAAAGGUCCCGGUCCGAACGCCUGGUGGCAGAAAGCCAGAGGCUUGUGAAUGAAAUUGAAAAGACCACAAGAAAAUCUCAAAGCGAUGUGAACAAGAAACUAGAGCAGAGGCUUGAGGAAGUCAGGUUCUGGAAGAAGGAGUUAGAUGACAAACUUGAGCAGCUGGUGCACGCGACCGAAGAUCUACUCAUCUAUCAGACCAGAUUGGAGAAAGCCCUGGAGAGCUUUAAAGAGCCCUUGCACAUCACUGAGAAGUGUCUGGAAUACAGGGAGAAGCGAGUUGGCAUUGACUUGGUCCACGAUGAGGUAGAGCAGGAGCUGAUCAAGGAGGCGGAGAUCAUCCGGGGGGCGAUGGCCCUGCUGACCCGCACCCUGGAGGAGACGUCCGAGCAGAUCAGGCUGAACCGCGCUGCCAAGUACAGUCUUGAAAAGGACUUGAGGGACAAGUUUACAGCCCUGACCAUUGAUGAUAUCUGCUUCUCACUCAACAACAACUCGCCAGACAUCAAAUGUUCUGAGAACGUCGUGAGGGUUGAAGCAAACUCUGUGAGUCUGGAAGACUGGAUGGACUUCUCCAACACCAACGUGGAGAAGGCUGACAAGCAGAGGAACAACUCUCUGACGCUGAAGGCCCUCGUGGACCGAACCUUGUCCCAGACGGCCAACGACCUAAGCAGGCAAUGUGACGUGGUGGACACCGCAUUCAAGAAUGGGCUGAAGGAGACCAAGGACGCCAGGGACAAGCUGGCUGCUCAUCUGGCCAAGGUCAUGGAAGAGAUUGCCUCCCAGGAGAAAAAUAUCACAGUUCUUGAAAAAGCCAUCCUUGACCAAGAAGGACCUGCCAAGGUGGCUCAUACACGCCUGGAGACCAGGACACAUCGGCCUAAUGUGGAGCUGUGUCACGAUGGUGCACAGCACAGGCUGAUCAAGGAGGUCGAUGAGAUCACCCACAACGUCGCCAGAUUAAAGGAAAUGUUAGCCCAAGCUCAAGUAGAGCUGCGAGGCCUGAAUGGCAGGCAGCUCGCCCUGCAGGAGGAGAUCCAAGUCAAGGAGAAUACCAUCUACAUCGAUGAAGUGCUGUGUAUGCGUGUGAGGAAGUCCAUCCCUCCAAGGGGCGGGGAUGACCACGGGAAGUGGGCCGGGGACCUCGAUCCGGACACUGUCUGCUGCAAGUCGGAUUCUCAGAGAGGAAUUUCUGGCGACUCGACACUUAAAUGUUGUUGAAGGAACCUGCAGAGA
Molecule: messenger RNA, 1701 nt
Organism: Lagenorhynchus albirostris (white-beaked dolphin)
Lineage: Eukaryota; Metazoa; Chordata; Mammalia; Artiodactyla; Delphinidae
Gene: TEKT1
Product: tektin 1
Exons: 9
Coding region: 376-1686 (436 amino acids)
Biological process (GO): cilium assembly; cilium movement involved in cell motility
Cellular component (GO): microtubule cytoskeleton; nucleus
Source: RefSeq, a predicted model, not a curated record